UAGUAGGUUAAGCAUCCGACUCUUGAUUUCGGCUCUGGGUCAUGAUGUUGGGGUUGUGGAAUCAAGCACCAUGUCGGGCUCUGCACUAUGCAUGAUGCUGCUUGGGAUUCUCUCUAUUCCUCUGCGCCUCCAGUCACACCAGUCUCCCUGACUCCCUCCCCGUCUCUAAAAAAAAAGGCGGGGGGUUUUCUCUCUUUUGAUUAAUGAAAUCAGGGGCCAGAGCAUCUUGGCAUAAAGUUCUUCAUCUUUUCUCUUGUUCACUUCCUCUUCUGUGUCCCAUUGCCCAGUGGGUCUAUUGAGACUUGGUUGCGGGACGAACAUGACCCGAAGCUUAAGCAAAAGUGGUCAUAUACUUGGCUCUUGUUUAGGAAAAGUCUGUGGAAGGGGCUGUCAGGCACAGUUGGAUUGAGGACUUUAAGUGUUACUGAACAGGAGUCUUUCCCUCCCUCUGCUUUCUCCAUGUAGUAGCGGGUCCAGAGUCCUUUUCAGCAUCAGUAUCAGCCUUGUUUGGGGCACACAUCCAGUUCCACCAGUCUGUUUCUGUAGAGGUAGAGUACUCUGAUUGGUGGACCUGAGUCAUAUAUGCUCUGCGCUAAUGGAGGAAGAGCCUGCACAUCAUUUGCACCAGGGGUGGCUCCAAGAGGCAGUUUGGCAGGAAAAACAGCCGUUGUCUUUACUCCAGUGCCCACGUGCUUGCUGUGUGCUCUAGGUAGGUCCUGUCCCUUAGACAUGCACUGUUGAAGGGAAGAACCGUGUCCUGUUCAUCUCUCUAUUCCCAGCACAUUGACAAAAUAUAGGUUCUUCAGAAAUGGUAAACAGGUGAACAGUGGUUCCAUUCUAUUAAAUUGAAUAUUCUCCCCUUUUUUGCCAUGAGCUGAAAGGUUUAUGGUUUGACUGAAGGAGCUCUCCUUGGUAUUGAGGUAAUGGUGCUGACCUGGUGAAAAUGGCCAUUCUGACAGCCAAGGAGGCUCAAGAGAAAGGAGUAGCCACCUGGGGAGAGAAAGUAAGCCCAUCUCUAGACAGUUUUUGACAUUAUUAUAAGGUGUCUUCCUCCCUAAGAGUAAUUAUUGUAAAUAUUUUGUUUCUAGCUCUCUUUCUAUUCAAAAGUGAGGAAUCAGCCCUUAAUCCCAGACAGUUGAUUUCCUGUUUACUCUCUUCCUGCUCUCAGUCACUUAUGGUAUGGGCCCCUUGUCCAGGUUUCUACAUCAGAGGGCUUUUGAGGGGUAAAGAGGAGGCCAGGAGUAAUUCUUGUAUAAGUUUUAAAGUGUGAAUCAAAUAGAUAACAUAGAUGAAACCUGAAGCCAGCUGUUGAUUUGAAGUUGUUUCUUAAAAAAAAAGAAAGUGAAGAAAAGCUUUUAUUUGAUAGAGAAAGAGAGAACACAAGUAGGGGGAACAGGAGAGGGAGGCAGAUGCUUAACCAACAGAGCCACCAAGGCACCCCUUGAAGUUCUUUCUUAACAGCAAGCAGCAGGCUGGGGAAAACAACAACAAAGUAGGAUCCUUGAGUUCUUUAUCUAGUCAUCCAUAAUAAUCCUAACAUUCACAGAGUUUGUUGGAGAUGUUCUUUCAAGGAAUCUUUGGCUUGUUGCAGAAAAACUUGACAUAACAGUGGCCACUUCCAGAAGGGGAGCUCCAUGGCUGGGGGAUAGGAGUAGGAGGGAUCCUUCUUUGCUUAUGUUCUUAUACUGUGUGCCUAUUUUAUAAAGAAUGUUUUACUUAAAAACCAAGAGUCUUUGUAAAUGUUUUUGAUGAUGCUAACACAUAUGAGUGAAUAUGUUAUUCUAGCUCCAGGUGGACAAACUCUUGUUAAGUGGCCUUCGUAAGCUCUGGGGAAGAGGGCAGAUAGAAUUCCCCAGAUCCCCUAACAUUGCCAGUAAUCUUAACUCAAAGUAUUGUACAUCUUUCAGUGUAAACUUUAACUUAGGUUCCUCCUAGUUGCUAAUCAUAAAAAAAAAAAGAACCAUUUUUGUACAACAUUUUCUGGUAAGCAAUGUUCACUAUUUACAUGCCUGUUUAAUUCAGCCUAAGUAAACUUGAGAUUUACUCCAUGGCUGAAAUACCACAUUUUAUAAAUUACAAGUUUCUUGUAACUAAGCUCCUUUAUGAGCAUACUCACAUUUUCAGAACUGUAGAUGUAUAAAUUGGAUACCUACCAUGCAGUGAGGUGCUUCAGUUGGAGGUCUUAAAACAACUUGGCUAGCUGUGGGUGGUGGGCACUUAGAAUGCCUGAUGUGUUGUCCGUAGGAGAAUGAGUUUUCCUUUAUCCUCAGCUGCAGUUUACCUCCCAGGGUGUUUUCUGUAUAGACUGGUGGCUUCAGUGGUGGCGACAUUUCCAAAUCAUUGUGUAUUUGUUUUUGCUGAGAUGUUGAGCUGUGUAUAACCAGGAGGUGGAGAAAACCAGUAAUGGCUGCCUUUUGGGCUCAUCUCUCCUCUGAAGUGAGGCAGGACUGACUUGGGAAGUUCCGAAAGAACUGCUGGAUUUGGGCCCACAGAGAGUUUAUGAAAUGAAUAGAGAAACAAGAUGUCUCUUCUCAGACUUGGGCGUUUGUGGGCAUCUGUUUUGAUGCCUGGUCUCUUCAGAAUUAGCCUGUACCCCUUUCUGUAUUUCUGAAACAUUGCUGUCAGGUGGCUCUCUUUGAAUGACCUGGUUGUGGGAAUAGUUUUAUUAAGCAAGUAAUAUAAAACUUUCAAAAAGAUGGUUUAAAACAAUUCAGCAAUAAAAUUUCCACAAGGAAUAAUGGAUUUGGCUUUGAAUGCACAUUAAUUUGUAACCAGAGUGACUUCUGAGUCCGCUAUGAAGUCAUAUGCAGAUUGUUGGAUGGCAGGGAGUGUGGAGGACACAUAGUCGUGCUUCUUAGCUGCUGAGGAUGGGAAGGCUGGUCAGUGUUUUUUAGUGAAAUGCAUUUCUUUUUUGGCCUCAAUUAUACUUUGUACUUCAUGUAGAAUAUUUUGAAACUUCUAAGGUCUGAUGACAUACCCAAAUUCAGAAUUUGUAGGAGUUGUUUUGGUAGGCUUCACCUUUUCCAUUUUUCAGAGUUAAUAUUGAUUUUUGGAUUAGAACAAUAAAUGAGGUAACAUACUGUAUUACAUUUGGAUUAGUUGAUUAUGGUUGUAUUUAACAAAUGGUAGUGGUAUUAUAGAGUAACAGCCUUUAUUAAUUAGAACACCAAAUUUGCGUGUAUUAAAAUUUAAUUCCUGUUGCUUUGGUUUUUGGGUUUGCCUCUGGUUUUGGUUUUUGGAACUAUUUUAUAUUCUACAAAAUUUAUUUGGAUUACUACAUUGAUGAUAAAUUUUUACCGUAUUUUAUAGGAAACAUUUAUGGUCACUUGGAAGCCAUACAAAUACUAAUUUUAUUUUAACUUUUGUUUUUUAAGGAAUUUGGGGAAGUGGAUCUAAAUUUGUGCUUUAAUGUAUUAGGUCAUUUAAAUAAUUUUUCAGUUCCUUCACACUUACAAUAAGCUUUUCAUUUUUCAAGAGGAUCCCCUAAAGUCUGUAACACAGUUAUCAUCUGCCCUGAUGCUGAGUGCCUUUGUCCAGGUGUGGUGCUGGCUGGGGGACGAGGUACACAACCAGUAGUGUCUUUAGUUUGGAUAGUAUUUGGAAACACCGAAGGAUAUUUCUUUAAGAUUAUCAUAGCAAUGUGCAGGACAGUUCCCAGAAAACAAAAACUUCUUUUCCCUGGCACUCGAAAUUAUGUGAUAAUGAUGCUGAAAUGGUGAACAUUUCUCUAUUUUCAGAGGCUCAACAUCACAAGGAGAAAAGCACUCACACUCGAUUUUAAGAUAAUCGAAACUAUGUUCCAACUUCCUGUCAACAAUCUUGGCAGUUUAAGAAAAGCCCGGAAAACUGUGAAAAAAAUACUUAGUGACAUUGGGUUGGAAUACUGUAAAGAACACAUAGAAGAUUUUAAACAGUUUGAACCUAAUGACUUUUAUUUGAAAAACACUACAUGGGAAGAUGUAGGACUAUGGGACCCUUCGCUUACAAAAAAUCAGGACUACCGGACGAAACCUUUUUGCUGCAGUGCUUGUCCAUUUUCGUCAAAAUUCUUCUCUGCCUACAAAAGUCAUUUCCGGAAUGUCCAUAGUGAAGACUUUGAAAAUAGGAUUCUCCUUAAUUGCCCCUACUGUACCUUCAAUGCAGACAAAAAGACUUUGGAAACACACAUUAAAAUAUUUCAUGCUCCAAACGCCAGCGCACCAAGUAGCAGCCUCAGCACUUUCAAAGAUAAAAGCAAAAAUGAUGGCCUUAAGCCUAAGCAGGCUGACAGUGUAGAACAAGCUGUUUAUUACUGUAAGAAGUGCACUUACCGAGAUCCUCUUUACGAAAUCGUUAGGAAGCACAUUUACAGGGAACAUUUUCAGCACGUGGCAGCGCCUUACAUAGCAAAGGCAGGUGAGAAGUCACUCAAUGGUGCAGUCCCUUUAGGUUCAAAUGCCCGGGAAGAAAGUAGUAUUCACUGCAAGAGAUGCCUUUUCAUGCCAAAGUCCUACGAAGCUUUGGUACAACACGUCAUCGAAGACCAUGAACGCAUAGGCUAUCAGGUUACUGCCAUGAUUGGGCACACAAAUGUGGUGGUUCCCCGAUCCAAACCCUUGAUGCUUAUUGCUCCCAAACCUCAAGAGAAGAAGGGCAUGGGACUCCAAUCAAGAAUUGGUUCCCUUGCUUCUGGAAAUGUCCGGUCUUUGCCAUCACAGCAGAUGGUAAAUCGACUCUCAAUACCAAAGCCUAACUUAAACUCUACAGGCGUCAACAUGAUGUCCAAUGUUCACCUACAGCAGAAUAACUAUGGAGUCAAAUCUGUAGGCCAGGGCUAUGGCGUUGGUCAGUCAAUGAGACUGGGUCUAGGUGGCAAUGCACCAGUUUCCAUCCCUCAGCAGUCUCAGUCUGUGAAGCAGUUACUUCCAAGUGGAAAUGGAAGAUCUUACGGGCUUGGGUCAGAGCAGAGGUCCCAGGCACCAGCAAGAUACUCCCUGCAGUCUGCUAAUGCCUCUUCUCUCUCAUCAGGCCAGUUAAAGUCUCCCUCCCUCUCCCAGUCACAGGCAUCCAGAGUAUUAGGUCAGUCCAGUUCCAAACCUACUGCAGCUGCCACGGGCCCUCCCCCAGCCAAUACUUCCUCAACUCAAAAGUGGAAAAUAUGUACAAUCUGUAAUGAGCUUUUUCCUGAAAAUGUGUAUAGUGUGCACUUCGAAAAAGAACAUAAAGCUGAGAAAGUCCCAGCAGUAGCCAACUACAUUAUGAAAAUACACAAUUUUACUAGCAAAUGCCUGUACUGUAAUCGCUAUUUGCCCACAGAUACCCUGCUCAACCAUAUGUUAAUUCAUGGUCUGUCUUGUCCAUAUUGCCGUUCAACUUUCAAUGAUGUGGAAAAGAUGGCGGCACACAUGCGGAUGGUUCACAUUGAUGAAGAGAUGGGACCUAAAACAGAUUCUACUUUGAGUUUUGAUUUGACAUUGCAGCAGGGUAGUCACACUAAUAUCCAUCUCCUCGUAACCACGUACAACCUGAGGGAUGCCCCAGCUGAAUCCGUUGCUUACCAUGCCCAAAAUAACCCUCCGGUCCCUCCAAAGCCACAGCCAAAAGUUCAGGAAAAGGCAGAUAUCCCUGUUAAAAGUUCACCUCAAGCUGCGGUGCCCUAUAAAAAAGAUGUUGGGAAAACCCUUUGCCCGCUUUGCUUUUCAAUCCUGAAAGGACCCAUAUCUGAUGCACUUGCACAUCACCUACGAGAGAGGCACCAAGUUAUUCAGACGGUUCAUCCCGUGGAAAAAAAGCUCACCUACAAAUGCAUCCAUUGCCUUGGUGUGUAUACCAGCAACAUGACCGCCUCGACUAUCACUCUGCAUCUAGUUCACUGCAGGGGUGUUGGAAAGACCCAGAAUGGCCAAGAUAAGACAAAUGCACCCUCUCGGCUUAAUCAGUCACCGGGCCUGGCACCUGUCAAGCGCACUUAUGAGCAAGUGGAAUUUCCCUUGCUGAAAAAGCGAAAGUUAGACGAUGAUAGUGAUUCGCCCAGCUUCUUUGAAGAGAAGCCUGAGGAGCCUGUUGUUUUAGCUUUAGACCCCAAGGGUCAUGAAGAUGAUUCCUAUGAAGCCAGGAAAAGCUUCCUAACGAAGUAUUUCAACAAACAGCCCUAUCCCACCAGGAGAGAAAUUGAGAAGCUGGCCGCCAGUUUGUGGUUGUGGAAGAGUGACAUUGCUUCUCAUUUUAGUAACAAGAGGAAGAAGUGUGUCCGAGACUGUGAAAAGUACAAGCCUGGUGUGUUACUGGGCUUCAACAUGAAAGAACUAAACAAAGUGAAGCACGAGAUGGAUUUUGAUGCUGAGUGGCUGUUUGAGAAUCAUGACGAGAAGGAUUCCAGAGUCAAUGCUAGUAAAACUGCCGACAAAAAGCUCAGCCUUGGGAAGGAAGAGGACAGCUCCUCAGACAGUUUUGGAAAUUUGGAGGAAGAAUCCAAUGGAAGUGGUAGCCCUUUUGACCCUGUGUUUGAAGUUGAGCCUAAAAUCCCUAACGAUAACCCAGAGGAACACAUACCGAAGGUCAUUUCUGAGGAGGCUUUAGAAUCUGAGGAGAAGCUAGACCAAAAAGAGGAGGAUGGUUCAAAAUAUGAAACUAUUCAUUUGACUGAGGAACCAACCAAACUAAUGCAUGAUGCUUCUGACAGUGAGGUUGACCAAGAUGAUGUUGUUGAGUGGAAAGAUGGUGCUUCUCCAUCUGAGAGUGGCCCUGGUUCCCAGCAAGUGUCAGACUUUGAGGACAACACAUGUGAAAUGAAAGCAGGAACCUGGUCCGAUGAGUCUUCCCAGAGUGAAGAUGCAAGAAGCAGUAAGCCAGCUGCCAAAAAAAAGGCUCCCACGCAAGGUGACAGAGAGCAGUUGAAAUGGAAGAAUAGUUCCUAUGGAAAAGUUGAAGGGUUUUGGUCCAAGGACCAGUCACAGUGGAAGAACGCAUCUGAAAGUGAUGAGCGCUUAUCUAACCCACAGAUUGAGUGGCAGAAUAGCACAAUUGACAGUGAGGACGGGGAGCAGUUUGACAACAUAACCGAUGGGGUCGCCGAGCCAAUGCAUGGCAGCCUAACCGGAGUGAAGCUGAGCAGCCAGCAGGCUUAAGUGCCAGGUUCUCUGGCAUCAGGGACGUGCUGCAGCCUGGAACUCUGCUCUCCUUUCGGUAGGACUGCAGAGCUGUAUUCUAACUGGUACUGCCUUUUGAGUGCUGGGUCAUCGGGCUGUGGGGAUACGCGGCCACUGCUAAUCCCGGUGGUUAUUUCUAAGUCUAUGACACACGAUUGGCUGAUCUUGCUUCGGAACUUGCUGUGACAGACACAGUAAAUAAAUGUGAAAAACCAAUAAGCUGGUGGCUCACGAACGCACAUGCGGAAAAGCAGAGGUUUAUUUUACCUGCCUUCUCAACAGUUCUUUCCCUCUGUAACAUGUUCGGAUGUUCUUGGGAAGUGUCACUCUGAUCCACACGGUAGUGUAGGGCCAACAUACAAGCUACCAGUCCAAUGUGUAUAGUAGACUUUGGGGGAAAUCAAUUUUUUUUCAUGUAUUCAUUCUGAAUAGUUGAAAUGUAUAUUUGUACAGUCUUUUAGACCUAUUCAAGUGAUGCCUAUGAUAUUGUUAUUGUGUACCCAUCCUAGAUUUGUUUCUUUUUUUAGUGUUGCCCUUGCUGUGUAAUAAAUGCUCUAUCUAGUUUACCUAGCAAAAGCUUGAAACCGCGCUAGUAUGGACUUUUGGACAGACUUAGUUUUUGCACAUAACCUUGUACAAUCUUGCAACAGAGGCCAGCCACAUAAGAUAUAUAUCUGGACUCUCUUGUAUUAUAGAAUUUUUCUUGUUCUGAAUAUCCUUGACAUUACAGCUGACAGAAACAAAAACUGGUAUUUCAGAUCUGUUUUCUGAAAUCUUUUAAGCUAAAAAUCACAUGCAAGAAUUGACUUUGCAGCUACUAAUUUUGACACCUUUUAGAUCUGUAUGAAAGUGUGUUGUGUUGAAGCAGCAAACCAAGAAGUGCUGCAUUUUGGAUAUUUAGUUUUAUCUUUAGUUAAGCACCACCCGGUGUAUUCAUUUAUACCAUCUAAUAUAUGACACACUGUUGUAGUAUGUAUAAUUUUGUGAUCUUUAUUUCCCUUUGUAUUCAUUUUAAGCAUCUAAAUAAAUUGCUGUAUUGUGCUUAAUGUAAAUAUUUGCUUUAUUACACAUUAUAGUCUUGUGUGUCCAUUAGGUUUUGUGCCAGCUGAUGUCAUGGCUCACUUUCAUCAGAGGCGGAAGCCACGGCCACUGAGGAAACUUACAGAAGACCAAGAUGUGCCGCUGGCAUUAAGAAUGUUUUCUCUCAAGGCACCUGUUACAAAUUCUUUCUUUUGGUUUUGUUUUGUCUUUUUCCUUUUUAACUGCAAAAAUAAACAGCCUUGAGUUCUUCAGUUCCCCUUUUGUUAAGGAGCAGAGCCUGCUUAUAUAUGUCAAUGUCUCACUGAUGAAAGGAUGUCAACAAAUUGGCAUUAAUUUGCAAGCAGAACAUCAAUGUCCUGGCGUUCUUUCUUCUAAAAGGAAGUGAAUGUUAGUUUUCACCUUAUAAUGGGAACAAUUGUACUAAACAGGCAACUACUCUCUGCUUUUGUUGUAAUUCUCUUGACCAUCUUGCUAUUAAAAAGGCUUUGGAGAUCACACACUUGAAGGGCUGUUUAAGAUGGAAGGAGCUAGUAUAUUUACUACACAGAUUCCCAAGAGCAGCUUGGACUAAAGAAUGGAAGAGUACAAGGAGGCAGUCUUAGGCCACCGUUUUUAGUUUUAUUACAACAAUGAUGGAAAGCUCUAAUCCAUGCAGAGGGCAGAAGCUCAGCAAGCACCUCUCGGGGACAUUGGUCUAAAGAGGUCUUAAGUGGCUGGCUUCCAUAAUUUCUAAGACUCCUUCCAAAAGACAGCUGUAACAAAAGCAUUAACAAGACCAAAGAAAAUUGACCAACCUCCUUCUAAAAUGUUAACGUCCUGCUUCUCAAAAACUACAGGAGAAAGUGCAAGAAUAGACCAGGACCUUUAGGGCAUUUGGGGCUGGCAUGGAGUCAUUUUAAGUCUGUUCUACAAGGAGAUUAUAAAUUCUGUAGACACCAGCUAAUAAUACUUGGGACAGGAUGUCCCCAAAUUAACAUGCCACGGAUUAUCAAAUCAGAAGAACUGGCAUUGAGAAAGCUUUUCUCUUACUUAAGGAUAGUCAUAGCAGCUGAAUUGAAGCCCUCUCACCCUUGGUUUGAAAUUAGUCUGCCUAAUAAAUUACUAGGUGGGAAGGACGGAGCCUGGGCUUCUGAGGCCUACGUGGCGUUCUGAGGAGACUUGAAUAGUGGAGGGGGACGUACGUUCCUGGUUGAACAUUUGAGCAGAGACAGACGAGUGUGCUUCCUUAUUAAGGUGGUGGGAAUGGGCACUGUUGGCAUUCGGAAAAGAAUUAGCCACCUAAGAAUUGGAAAUGAAGAACCCCAACCAGUGAUGUUGCAGAAGCCCUAAAAGUGUCUCAAUAAAAGCCAUUUUAAAAGAA
Ailuropoda melanoleuca (giant panda) is the source of this 9528-nucleotide messenger RNA. RefSeq names its product activity dependent neuroprotector homeobox (gene ADNP). Bases 3795 to 7106 code for a protein of 1103 amino acids. Gene Ontology annotation, molecular function: DNA binding. Gene Ontology annotation, cellular component: nucleus. NCBI's taxonomy places the organism in Eukaryota, Metazoa, Chordata, Mammalia, Carnivora, Ursidae. The transcript has 4 exons. Gene Ontology annotation, biological process: regulation of gene expression. The record is from RefSeq and is a predicted model, not a curated record.